Messenger RNA from Populus trichocarpa (black cottonwood), 2435 nucleotides. RefSeq lists its product as uncharacterized. The transcript is spliced from 3 exons. The record is from RefSeq and is a predicted model, not a curated record. Gene Ontology annotation, biological process: protein phosphorylation. The coding region runs from base 380 to 2206 and encodes 608 amino acids. NCBI's taxonomy places the organism in Eukaryota, Viridiplantae, Streptophyta, Magnoliopsida, Malpighiales, Salicaceae. Gene Ontology annotation, molecular function: ATP binding; protein kinase activity.
UGAGAAUGGAUUUGAUAUAUACUGGGAACAUAACUGAUAUUGCCUGUACAAGUCGAAGACUUUUUUCGAGGUCUGUCCGGAACUCGACUACAAAAAACACAACAAACUACAAAGUACAAACAGAUCAAAGGCAAUGCUAACAGACUGCGAUCUGUCCUCAUCAUGCCCCCCCUCUCCCAUUAUUUAUUACACUUCACCCUCCAUGACAAACCACCCCCAACAGCUCAACUCCUCUUCAUCCCUCCCUGCCAGUACUUUUAAACCCAAAAAAAAUAAAUACCGAACUCGGAAUCUGAACCAAAACAUAGAACAACCCUUCAUUUCCUCCCUCGAACCUUAACCACUCUGGUCUUGACCCAAGGCCCAUUAACGAGAAUCCAUGGCAGGAGCACUAGAGUGCUGGUCAAGCAGAGCCAGCACAGACGAGGACAUGGUUGAACAAGUCCUAAUGAGAACACAUGACAGAUCAGAAACCUCAUCAUCUUCAACAACGGAAGCAGCAUCUCUACAACUAUCUGAUCAAAGCUCGAAUCUUUCACUGAAAGACACUAUUUCCUCAUCUUCUGCAAUGCAAAAAAAGCUUCAAAGAUUGAGUCGAAAUGUGUCCGAAGCCAUUGCUUCACUUAAAAACUCAUUGAAUCUUGAUUCACCACGUGAUUCACAAGUGCAGCUAACGAGUUCUCAGCAGGGUAAUUGUAGUGGUAAUAAGAGUGAGAGAUGUAGAAAGGUUGUGUGGGCCAGUGUUGUACGGAACCUUACCCAGUUGUAUCCAGGGAGCCAGUUGCCUGAGAAGCUUGUGUCCAAUAUUAGAAAGCACUAUGAUUCUUUGCCACUCAGUUAUGCUCAGGCAGGGUUUGAUAUGAAAGAAGUGUUUAUGCACAUGAAGUUGAUAGAGCAGGCACUAGUUGAUGAGCAACCGGCAAUAAUGAUACAAGAAGUGUCUGAUGAUGAGAUACAGGGUGCUGUAUACAAACUCACAUUUGCUUGUAACUCUUCCAUUUCGUGGCCCGUAAUGUCUGGUGCUUUAGAUAGUGCUUCCAUUUGUUGCAAGAAGAUACAGAUCUUUGAAAAGAAGGGAUUUACUCUUGGGGUUGUUCUUCUUUUAGUUCAAGCUGGACAAGCGAAAUCAUUUAAAGCUCGGAUCGAGAAUGCUUUAAAAUCUUCUGUAAAGAAGUCCAAAUCAACCACAGUGAAGCUUCCAUUUGGGCUUUGUGGGUGUCAAGAAGAGAAUAUUAGAGGAAACUUUGGUGAAAUUGAAGAAGAUCCCUGCGAACAAAAUUUUAGGAAUGGCAUUGAGAAUCCGAAUGUGAAGAUUCAGCUCGAGAUGCCCUUACCCACUUCUUCGAUAGUUGUAGCGGUUGAUGAGUGGCAAACGAUUAAUUCUGGCGGGGAUGAAUUAGGGAAAUGGCUUUUGAAUUCUGAUAAUCUUGAAUUAAUUGAUCAGAUUGGACCAAGUUCCUUUAAGGGAGUUUAUAAGGGCAAAAGGGUGGGAAUUGAGAAGCUCAAAGGGUGUGAUAAAGGGAAUUCUUACGAGUUUGAGCUCCGUAAAGAUCUGCUGGAAUUAAUGACUUGUGGUCACAAGAACAUUCAUCAAUUUUAUGGCAUUUGUGUUGAUGAAAAUCAUGGAUUGUGUGUGGUGACCAAAUUGAUGGAAGGUGGAUCUGUUAACGAGUUAAUGCUAAAGAAUAAAAAGCUUCAACCCAAGGAGAUAAUGAGAAUUGCUACAGAUGUAGCAGAAGGAAUGAGGUUUAUGAAUGAUCAUGGUGUUGCAUAUAGAGACCUUAACACGCAACGAAUUUUACUGGACCGGCACGGGAAUGCUUGCUUAGGGGACAUGGGCAUAGUUACUGUUUGCAAGAGCAUGGGUGAGGCAAUGGAGUAUGAAACAGACGGUUAUCGUUGGCUAGCUCCAGAGAUCAUUGCAGGUGAUCCAGAGAAUAUCACCGAGACAUGGAUGAGCAAUGCAUAUAGUUUCGGGAUGGUGGUUUGGGAGAUGGUGACUGGCGAGGCUGCUUAUGCUGCAUACUCACCUGUGCAGGCAGCAGUUGGUAUAGCUGCUUGUGGCCUAAGACCAGAGAUCCCCAAGGACUGCCUGCUAAUCCUAAGAUCUCUGAUGACCAAGUGCUGGAACAAUUCCCCAUCAAAGCGCCCUCAGUUCUCUGAAAUUCUAUCAAUUUUGCUCCGGCCUAGCAACCAAUAUCAAUAGGUAAAAGUUCUUCCAGCCCCAUGGAAUGUGGUCGGAUUAUUACUGAAUUGCGUGUAAAAAAGUUGUCCCUUGUCAAGUUAUUAUGUCCUAUAAUUGCAUAAUUGUAGAUCUUGGAAGUUCACAUAGCAGAAAUGAAGGUAUAUUUCUUCUUGUAACUUAUCGAAUCAAUCUCGCAAAUCAAGGAAAAGAAGAUGAAAAACGUGCCUUGAUUGGCCGAUUGAGUUCUUUA